AUGGCGAACAUUCAAGCCUUCACCGAGCGCCAGAAUGCUGCGCUCGCGAAUGUGCAAGUCGGCGAUCUAGUCUUCGUACAAAAGGUCGUUCAGCCUCAGUACGACGAUGAGUUCGACCAAGAUGAUGACUAUGACGACCACGACUCCGAGGGCGAGGAGCAAAAUGAAGAGGACGACAACGCUACCGAAGGCGACGCUGACGAUGAGAUCCGGAGCGAAGAUGACCAACCUGAGUUCGAGUCAGAAGAGAGCAGCGAGAGUGAGGACUCCUCCGUAGACACGGGCAACACCAGCAGCACGAGCAUUGUGCAGGCCUUCUUACCAACCAUGUACAUUGUCUCUGCUGUCACGAAGACGUCUGAUGGCACGAUCGAGGACCUGCGUAUGGCGCCAGUCACCUUUGCCGAGAAGGCGGACGGAGCGGACGGCGAGCACGUCUUCCACAUCUACGGAAAGGAGGUUUUGACGCAUCACAGCAAUUCGUGCGCAUGUCAAGGUGCCAAGAGCAUCCGGGAAAUCGCCGUCGACGAUCAUUUCGUGUUCUGGGCUACACCAAACGGUGAUUAUGUCCGUCGAUUCAUCGCCACAAAUCCUUCCAGACGAUGCAUUGCCAACUGCCGCGACGGCUGGCUCAACGAUGUACAGGAGCUGGAUGGCAUGAUCAAGGAUUACGAUGUACCUCUCCUCUCGUGGGAGGGAGCGCUUCCGGGCUAUUUCAUGAAGCCAAUCUGUCCAGUCUGCGUGGGUGCUGAUCUCACAAAGGAGCAGCAAGACACGCAACUUAUGUUGCUCAACAUCGGUCCCGCAAACGCUCAGGAUCUGAUGGGUGCUAUUGUUGAGUUCAUGGGACGUCUCAAUCCACGGCGCACCCACGAGCUCGGCUACCGAUUCGAGCAAUUUGACGAGCGCAAGUGGGGUUUCGGCGCUUUUGACGAUAUGCUUUCAGAGAGCGAUGAAGAGGAUGACCAAGGCCAGUUCGAGCACUGGGAUGAAGCCAUGGAUCCAAGCAACAACGUACCACAGCGUCCCGCGUCCGACACAACCAUUGCUGAAUUGCCACGAAAGACUUUUGGCGAAGUGAAGCUGGAGCAUGAUGACAGCGACUGCAUGUUCUGUGCCACGGAAAUGAAAGACAGUUCACCUGUCAUUGAGCUCCCAUGCGGCCACGCGGCUUUCGACGAAGAGUGCAUCACUAGGUGGCUCAAGCAGUAUGACAGCUGCCCGAAAUGCCGAGCCCAAGUAAAGACUGCGAGCUCCGAGAACGAAGGGACUGCGAAAGUUCCCCCAAUGGCCGCUCUGUCGCCACUGUCUCCAGGAGACUCUGGUGACGACUUCUCCUUGGUCAAUGGAGCAGGCAUGAGUGGAGAAGCCGCCAUGGCGGCAGCAAUCGCGGCGUCGCUUGCAGCAGAGGGACUUCAAAGCCAAGCCGAUAUGGACAGAGAGGACGCCAUCAUGUCUGACGAGUAG
This is a messenger RNA of Pseudocercospora fijiensis CIRAD86, 1467 nucleotides long. RefSeq lists its product as uncharacterized. The transcript has a single exon. NCBI's taxonomy places the organism in Eukaryota, Fungi, Ascomycota, Dothideomycetes, Mycosphaerellales, Mycosphaerellaceae. The record is from RefSeq and is a predicted model, not a curated record. The coding region runs from base 1 to 1467 and encodes 488 amino acids.